AUGAUCUCUCAAGUUACAUUUGCUUCUCCAAGCUCGAUGAUCAACCUUAGCAAGUACUCAUUCAGCCAGUGCACUCAUCUCCGUGAUAUUAUCAACAUCCCAGACACAAUCGAGAACAUCGAAUCCAACUGCUUUGAGUCCACACAAAUCUCAACAUUUGUUGUUCCUAUAUCUACAACAUCGAUUGGCAACUAUGCAUUCCGAGGAUGUUCAGAGAUGACAGUCUUUAAAAUCCCAUCUCGUUGCUUACUUCGAUCAAUCGGCAACUACAUCUUCGAUGGCUGUGUUUCUCUCAGCACUAUUGAAUGUCCAGACAGUGACUUCUUCGUUAUCGAUAACGGAGCUCUUUUCAACAAGAACAGGAGUAAUUUGAUCUGCUUCCCACCUGCAUCUUCUAUCACAUUCUUCUGUUUCUCACAGAACGUGAAGAGUGUCUCGUCUAGUGCAUUCUUUGGCUGCAAGAACCUUGUUGGUAUCAUGAUUCCUGACAAUUCUAUCACGUCCAUUGGUCACUCAGCAUUUGCAGACUGUACAUCUCUCAAGUACAUCAACAUCCCUCUUUGUGUUAAAAACAUUGACCAGAAUGUUUUCACUGGUUGCACUAGCCUUUACUGCGGUGUUGUUGUCCAGAACACUAGUAUUUCAUUCCGCAUGUCCCUUGUUACCAAUAGUGGUCUUAGUUUCACAUCCAUGAAAGACUGUGGCCUUAUCACAUGCAAACAUGAUAGUUGCAGGAUCCCAGUUCCUUCUCUUAUUUCUUUGUUUUUAUUUUAA
Molecule: messenger RNA, 774 nt
Organism: Trichomonas vaginalis G3
Lineage: Eukaryota; Parabasalia; Trichomonadida; Trichomonadidae
Product: regulation of response to stimulus
Exons: 1
Coding region: 1-774 (257 amino acids)
Source: RefSeq, a predicted model, not a curated record